This is a messenger RNA of Symbiodinium sp. CCMP2456, 648 nucleotides long. The record is from the annotation of a GenBank genome assembly. Lineage: Eukaryota; Dinophyceae; Suessiales; Symbiodiniaceae.
AUGGCGUGUUCCUUUCCGACCAACCAAGCCAUCGUCGUGGGUGGCGGAUUGGGAGGAAUGUCCGCUGCCAACACCGUUGUUGAGCACGGAGGCCGUGUCGUCCUCCUGGACAAAUCGUCAUUUUGCGGUGGCAACAGCACCAAGGCAACCUCCGGCAUCAACGGUGCAGGCACGAAGACCCAGAAAGCCAAAGGCAUUCCUGACAACGCGGAGAUCUUCACACAGGACACCCUGAAGGGCGGCGCAAAGAAACCCGAGCUGGCUAAGCUCUUGUGCGUGAACAGCGCGGAAGACGUGGACUGGCUCGUGGAGAAGUUCAACUUGGACCUCUCUUUGGUCGCGCGCCUGGGUGGCCACUCGCAGCCCCGGACGCACCGAGGGAAGGAACGAUUCCCGGGCAUCUGGGCUCAUUGCACAGAGUUUUUCGUUGUAGCGGCUUUCUAUUUUUCGAUCAUUCUCUGGAAUUCCAAAAGGUUUCCUUUUGCAUUUUGGUGUGUGUCCAAAAUAGCUAAUGUUUGGCAGGCAGGUUUAUAUUUCGUACAUGGUGAGUCGGCUGGUGUGACCCUUAGGCUCUGCUCACAGGCUUACAGGAUCAGGGAACUCAGGGUUCAGGGCUUUGGGGCUCCAGGCUUUGGCUUAGACUUUUAG